Molecule: messenger RNA, 1678 nt
Organism: Dromaius novaehollandiae (emu)
Lineage: Eukaryota; Metazoa; Chordata; Aves; Casuariiformes; Dromaiidae
Gene: CYB5R5
Product: NADH-cytochrome b5 reductase-like
Exons: 9
Coding region: 276-1355 (359 amino acids)
Molecular function (GO): cytochrome-b5 reductase activity, acting on NAD(P)H
Source: RefSeq, a predicted model, not a curated record
CGCCAUCUUGCGCGGGGCACGCCGGGACCGCCGGGGGCGCCCGCCAAUGGCGGCGGAGGGCGCCGCCUCCGCGCCGCCGCCCCGCGGCCGGGAGUAAGGGAGCGUCGCCAAAUUCCCUGGCGGCCGCGCGGUGGCGCGGCGGGGGCGCCGGGGUGAGGGGCAACCGCCCAAAACCCGCCUUCGGCUCGCCUGGCCUCUGAAGCAGCGCUCCGGCAGGACGUGGCUCGGCGGUCCGGCAGCCGCGCUCAUGGACCGGGCAGCAGGUUUUUAAGGCCAUGAGUGGAGAUGAGGACGACUGGCUGGCUCUGAAGCCCCGGGAACCAUCCCCGUCGCAGUGCUGCGGCAGCGGCUGCCGGCCCUGCAUCUACGACGUGUACGAGAAAGCGCUCGCGCGGUGGGAACGGGCCAAAGCAGAGCAGGACAAAAGCCUCCUGGCAGAAAAGGAGGAGCAGAGCAAUAAUUCAGAACUAAAUCCAGAUACAUUUACUGCAUUCAGCAUAAGCUCCGUGGAGCAGCUGACAGAGGACACCUACCAGUACAAAUUUGAAUUACCAGGAAAUAGCAGUCUGCGAUUGAGUUUAGGACAACAUAUCGUGUUAAGAGGAGUGGUGAAUGGUUUGGAAGUCCAGAGAGCCUAUACUCCAAUUAGCCCAGGGAAUGCAGAAGGUUACUUUGAAGUUUUAAUAAAAUCAGGUUGUUCUUUCUCGGGUUUAUCGGUGGCAUCACUUCUGCCAGCGCGGCUGUUUUGCUCAUCGGCUCGUGAGGGUCGGACCGGACGCUGUUCUCUCGCCUCAUCCCGCAGGCUGCGGCUCUUCUUUCAUGCGCAUUUGUUCUCACUAACCUGCUAUGAAGCUGGGCUAAUGUCACAAUACAUAAAAACCUGGAAAAAAGGAGACAUGGUCUUUUGGCGUGGGCCGUUUGGAGGGUUCCCAUAUCGACCUAAUAAGUACGGAGAACUGCUCAUGCUGGCUUCUGGUACCGGCCUCGCACCAAUGCUUCCCAUUCUCCAGUCCAUAACGGAAGAUGAAGAGGAUGAAACCUUUGUAACUCUUGUUGGCUGCUUCCGUUCAUUUGGAAACAUUUAUCUGAAACCUCUUCUCCAAGAGCUGGCUCGAUACUGGAAUAUCAGAAUAUUUUACAUCCUGAGCCAGGAAAGUUCACUGGAAAAACUUCCUUGGAGCUACCAGGAAAACACGUACACUGGUCGUCUAAAUGAAGACUUGAUGAAGACGAUAAUAAAUUCCUGUCGAAGAAAGCCAUUUGUAUUAAUAUGUGGCUCCUCUGCAUUCAAUCAAGAUAUGAGUAGAUAUUUGAAAUCAGCAGGACUUGAAGAAAAUUCCUCUUUUGUCUUUUAGCAGGAUAUUCCUCACUUAAGGAACCUCAGGCUGAGCCUUGGACAUCCUUGUUUCCCUGCAGACACUGCUUCAAAUCAGCCAUCUCAAUAGUUGGAAUUUCUUGUGCGUGUACUUUCAUAGGCCAUUGGAUCAAAUAUUUGUCGCCAGCAUCAUUCCCACUCUUGUGAGUGUUUUAAAGAUCGGGUGUCAUUAGGGAUUGGCUGCUACAAUCACCCAUGCCUCUAAUGGUAAUUUUAAUGGAAGUCUUCAUGUGCAAUUUCAAGAGAGAUAUCUCUUAAGGGUACUACGAAGCACCCAAAUAAACACUUUUGCUCUAAUAUGAA